UGCACUCCCCGGGCGCCACGCGAAGCCACGCCCCCGCCAGUUUCCCGGGCAACGCGAGGCGGGGAAGGGCGGGACGGGCCCCCAGCUUACCCCGUGCGCAUGCCUGGAAACCCGGAAGGGGGCUGGGUCCGGGAGCCGGAGAGGCCCGGUGCACGUUGGGCCGUGUACUGGUCCCAGGGCAGGUUGUAGUGCUGGAGAGGCGCGCGACUCCCUGGCGUCUAUGCAGACCGGUGCACCGGAGCCCAGGCGACGGGCUGCUGCGUGGGACUCGAGGACUCCAGCCCGCCGACCUUGGGGCUGUCGCAGCCCCCUCCCCCGCCCUCAGGCCUCCGGCCUUGAGCUCAGAGCCAAGGCCUGCAGACCUUGAGCGCCCCUGCCGCCUCCACGUGAGUCCGCUGUGCUGGGCAGUCUCCUCCCAGCAGCUGCGCCGUUUGCUGUUUCGCUCUCUCUGCAGAUCCGCAACAUCCGUUUUAGUACCACCGCUGUAGGGGAACCCGAAUUUUCAGCAUGGGUUUCCUUAACUGGUUUUGGGGUCUCUGGACUUGGCUUUUCCCGGAGACAACACCUAAAAGUGUUAAGGACUCUACUUCCGGGAGUGCCGAAGGCCCCAGGAGCCCGUGGCAGGAGCUGUUCUCAGAGAUUUGCAAGAUCAACGCGUUCGAUGCUCCCGACUCGCCCCUCGUGAGAGGCAAGGACGUGGGUGACUCCGUCCACGGCACGUUCGAGCACUUGUGGAGGAGCAGGGAGCACAGUGAGGCCGGCUGGCUGCUCCUGGCUUCCCUGGACAAGGUGCUGAAGGAGAAGGAGGAGCUCCGCGAGAUGGUGGCCCGGCUGCAGCUGCGCCUCAGCGACCUCCGCGUCUCCAAGAGCGUCCUCGGGGAGAGUCUGCUGGCGUGCAGCCGCAGGGCCGAGGUGGCCGAGAACCAGACACAGGCCCUGGCCAUUCGCUUGGCCGAGCUGCAGCGGAAGCUGAGCGCCCGGCCGCGCAGGGUGUCCGCGGCCAAGGUGAGGUCGCUGGUCGGCAAAGAGUGGGAUCCGGUGAGCUGGGAUGGGGACGUGUGGGAGGACCCCGGAGCAGGGGACGCUGAGCUCCUGAACUUCGACGGGGCUGGAAUGUCCCUAGAAAUGGGCCUCCCGCCCCCCAGAAUCAUCCCCACCGGCCACGGGACAGCCACAGCUGUAUUCCCGCUCACAGGUUCCCCGGCCGCGCCUCUGUGGACCUUCCCGCCUGUGUCGCAGGGGCUUCACUCCGCUUCCCCGGAGGAGGUGGUCCCGGCCUUCCGGGCAGUGGGGGUCGCGCAGGGCUCGGGCGACUCCCCUCCAGACCCCCCAGCGGCACCCGUCUCUCCGGCCAGACCAGCGGCCAGACCCAGUUCACAGCUGCCCCCGGAGGUGGAGGCCGACAGUGUGAGCCCUGAGGCGGGAGGCCGCAGCCCCCAGGAGUUGCUGGAGCUUUCUGAUGGGUACAAGCAGAAGUCUGAGGAGCCGGCCUGGGAGUGGAUGCUCAGGGUGUGGGAGAGCGGUGGGAAGGACGUCCACUUGACGCGUGCCGAGUUUGUGGACAUGGGUGCCCUAAGCCGAGAUCCUGCCUUCAACGCCGCCGCCCAGGACGUCAAGAAGGGCUCUAACAGUUUGUUUGGCUGGUUGGCCGAGGCAUGGGUCAAGAGGUGGCCCACAGCCAGUGAACUGGAGAUGCCCGACCUGCCGUGGCUCACCGUGGAAGAGGGCAUCCGGAGGCUGAGGGAGAUCGGAAUGGUCGAGUGGCUUUGUCACUUACGCUCGACUCCCCUACCCUGGGAGGGGCCUGAGGAUACGCUCCUGAGUGCUGCUGUGAGAAACCGCUUCGUGAGGGCGGCCCCCGCGUCCCUGAAGAGCUGUGUGGUGGCUCUGCUCUGCGGGCCGGGCCUCACUGUGGGCACUGCCAUGGCACAGCUGGAAAGCCUGAGCGCCAUGGGCAUGAUGUGACGCUGGAGGCGUGGCAGGGGCCACCAGCCGGCCCUGGGCCAUGCGGAGCCCCAGCUGGGUAUAGCUGCCACCAUAAGCAGCAGAGACAAAGCAGCACUCAGCAUUGUUUCGCAUAGAUCUAUCAUGAUGUUCCAGAAAGAGCCCAGAUUUUAUCUUAAUCUAAGCAGAAAACUGUUUCAGGUCAAGUAAACAAAAGACUCCCUUGGGUCAUGAAAACAGACUCACAGCCCUCAGC
Messenger RNA from Ochotona princeps (American pika), 2200 nucleotides. Its product is annotated as Friend virus susceptibility protein 1-like. The record is from RefSeq and is a predicted model, not a curated record. Bases 508 to 1965 code for a protein of 485 amino acids. NCBI's taxonomy places the organism in Eukaryota, Metazoa, Chordata, Mammalia, Lagomorpha, Ochotonidae. The transcript has 2 exons.